Molecule: messenger RNA, 381 nt
Organism: Arabis nemorensis
Lineage: Eukaryota; Viridiplantae; Streptophyta; Magnoliopsida; Brassicales; Brassicaceae
Source: the annotation of a GenBank genome assembly
AUGGCAAAGAUCUCCUUUGUGCUUCUCGUUAUCGCCCUUAUUGCCUUUCUACAUGUCUCUGAGGCUCAUCGUUCGUUACAUUUCGAGGAACAAGUACUUGAGAACGAUUUGGAUGAAGCCAAGAACUUGAUCGAAGAGGACUUAAAAGAAAAGGAAACGAGCAUUAAGCACUUGGAAGACGAGGUGCAUAUGUUAACCAAAUCUGAUCACAUGUUGAGUGAGCUCGGAGAUGCUUACAAAAACGGUAAGAAUCUAGCGCCUUUGGGGAAAAGACUCAAGAGAUUCAACAGGAGGAUCAAGAAGGCGCCUGAGGAAGGGAGAUACGUAUCCAUAAUCCAAUGUAUUUUGAAGGACUUGGGAUUAAACGGAGGGAGAUUUUGA